Otolemur garnettii (small-eared galago) is the source of this 948-nucleotide messenger RNA. It is a transcript of the gene STPG3, whose product is annotated as sperm-tail PG-rich repeat containing 3. The transcript has 6 exons. Lineage: Eukaryota; Metazoa; Chordata; Mammalia; Primates; Galagidae. Bases 25 to 948 code for a protein of 307 amino acids. The record is from RefSeq and is a predicted model, not a curated record.
GGGGAAGGGAGCUGGGAGCCUCUGAUGAUGAAUUUUGACCAGAAGGCUGUGAAAUUCCUAGCAAAUUUUUACAUCAAUGGAGGCAAACACUGGACUCAUGGCCCCCUAAGGCAGAAGGCACUAGAGCCCAUCCAGCCCAAUGUUGCUGCAUUGCUGUCUGACCCAGAGCUUGGCACAGCCUGGGAUGAGAUGUGCUCCCCAAAGAGGAAAGAGGUCCCAGCCACCCUCCGGGUAUGCAAGGAUACCCCCCAGCAGUCCUCACCUGCGUACACCCAGACCCUGAGGGCGCUAAUGCUCGAGCGACGGCCCCCCAUCCUGACCGACCUGGACAUCCCUGGCCCCACCAAAUACCAGGUGCCUAGUGCAUCGAUGCGAGAAUCCUCCCCUCACCCCCAGUACAGCAUAGGCCACAAGCUCGAAGGCCGAGAGGGCGGCGGCCGCCGGGCGUGGCAGACCCAGUGGUUCCAGAGUGAGAGCCCCUUCACGCAGAAGGCCGACUUUAACCGAGAGCUAAAGUGGCCGUCGCCAGCCGACUACCAGCCACUCAGUCGGCCUGCCUUCCCGGCCUUCAGCUUCGGAGUCCCCAGGUCCACGGCUGGGAGACCUGAGAGCCAGGCCUACCGCUGGCAUCUCAGGGACAGGGGACCGGGUCCCCGGGCCCCGACCCUGCUGCAGUCUUCCCUGCGGGCGCGCGGCGAGAAGCGCCCCAGCCCCAACACCUACAAUGUCCUGCCUGGGUGCUGCCUGAGGAGCGCCCGCUCGCCUGCCUUCUCUAUGAGCCGCGCCCCCGCGUUUGCCUCCUGGGUCAGCUCCUCCCGAACCCCCGGCCCGGCCGCCUACUAUGUGGAGGACUGCUAUAACUCUCGCUUCCCCUCAGUGCCUGGAGUGGUCAUCCAGGGCGUGCGCAGACCCAAGCGACACGACACAGGCCCCUUCUGCUCACUCUAG